Molecule: messenger RNA, 650 nt
Organism: Triticum urartu
Lineage: Eukaryota; Viridiplantae; Streptophyta; Magnoliopsida; Poales; Poaceae
Product: histone H2AX-like
Cellular component (GO): nucleosome
Molecular function (GO): protein heterodimerization activity; structural constituent of chromatin; DNA binding
Source: RefSeq, a predicted model, not a curated record
CCAAGCACACCCAGCGCCCUCCACCUGCUCCCAGAUCCCGGCCAUCUCUCCACUCCGGCGACCACCGCACGAGCGCGCUCACCCUCCACCGCCACCCGAAGAUGGCCAUUGCCGGCAGUGGGAGGGGCAAGGCGAAGCCCGCGGCCAGCGCCAAGUCCGUGUCCCGGUCGUCCAAGGCCGGCCUGCAGUUCCCCGUCGGCCGCGUCGCCCGGUACCUCAAGGUCGGCAAGUACGCGCAGCGCGUCGGCGCCGGCGCCCCCGUCUACCUCGCCGCCGUCCUCGAGUACCUCGCCGCAGAGACCCUGGAGCUCGCCGGGAACGCGGCGCGGGACAACAAGAAGAACCGGAUCGUGCCGCGCCACAUCCAGCUGGCGGUGCGCAACGACGAGGAGCUGAGCCGGCUGCUGGGCUCGGUCACCAUCGCCGCCGGCGGGGUGCUGCCCAGCAUCCACACCACGCUGCUCCCCAAGAAGGCCGGCAAGGGCAAGGGCGACAUCGGCUCUGCUUCUCAGGAGUUCUAGAUUAGAUUAUUAUGGUCCUUAUGAAUGUUUGGAAUGCAUCUCGCAAUCUUGUUCUUGAUGUUACUGCUUGUGACGCCCUUGUCAAUACUAAUAUGAAUGAAACGGAUAUGUUGCUAUUGUUUGCCUGAA